UCUACACAGUUGAGGCCCGGCCGACAAACUUUUCCCACUUGUUUCUUUUACCAUUGACAAAAGAAUUAUGACGCUAAAUUGCUCCAUAAGUAUUGCACAUGUGCCAUGGACGUCUAGAAGUGUGCCGGGCAAAAACUGAAGCGUGACAGCAAGGACAAACUUAGAAAACGCUACCUGAUUCGGCGACGCGUGGGGAGGGCGAGCUCAAGCUUGAAGUAAGCACGUCACUGAUCGCCGCCUCUUUGCUGGGGGCACCUCUUCACAUAAGUCUCAAUCUCUCCAGUCCACAGUACUCCUGCCGUUAUAUCAAUGAUGAUUUCCAGAGCCCAUUCCAGACCCGAGAUGAAGAAUAGGAAAGAAGACCCCAGACGACAGUCUCACCGUGAUCGUCCUGACAAGAGACUCGCUUCUGCCUCUACAAGCGGGUUGUUGGUAGUCAGAGUGUCGGCCAGCGUAAAUAAAAGCAAAGUGGGUCAGCCAGGGGGAAAUGGAGAGGACGAAUUCACGGAUAUAUACGGCUCAGGAGACAAGCACAAACAGGCGUUCUACCAGCGUCUCAACCAGCAGAGGGAGACGGGACAUUUGUGCGAUGUCGCAGUCGUGGUGGAGGGACAAAGAUUCUCUGCUCACAGGUGUGUGCUAGCAGCCCAGAGUGAUUACUUCCAUGGUCUGUUCAACCAUUCUUUUAUUGAAGGACAGCAGAAAGAGGUAAAUAUUGGAGAGAUCACAGCGAACACUAUGGCGCAGGUGCUGGCAUUCCUGUACUCAGGCAGCUGCAGAGUGAACGUGCGGACAGCUGUAGAUGUCCUGAUGGCAGCGGACAUGCUGCUCCUUCCAGACUUAAAACAACGAAUAAUUGACUUUCUGAUAGAGAAUGUUUCAUUUGACGAUAACAUGCUCUUUCGGUACCGCCUUGGUAGGGAGUAUAGCAUUAGUAACUUGGAACUUGGAGCUAGAGGAAAGAUAGCAACAGAGUUCUUUACCUUUGUCAAGACAGAAGAUUUCCUACAACUGACAAAGGAUGAGUUUGCAGUGUUUCUUGCAGGUAAUGAGGUAGUUCUUGGAGGUGCAAGUGUAACUCCUGAAUGCCGUGAGGAGCUUGUGUUCCAAAGUGUGGUGAGAUGGGUCCAGGCGGGCUCCUUGAGGGAGCAGCACGCUAAAGAGUUAAUGUCCAACAUCCGAUUCCCUCUCAUGAACAAAACGUACAUAUUAGAUGUUGUGAAGGGAGAGCCAUUGAUGGCAGUAUGUUCUGAGUUUAUAGAUGAGGCAGUGGAGUAUCAGAAUACAGAGGAGGGUGGGAGGGGGCACCUCCAGACUAACCGUACCCGCCCUGUCCUGAAAAGCUCUGAGCCAGCUAUCUGUGCUGUGAGACAGGAAGGCCCGCGAGCCCACCUGGCUUGCUUUGUGGUGAGUCACAACAGAUGGUACGAGCUUCAGACUCUAUGUCUACAGGACGGAGAGUCUGUCACGUGUGCGACCGCGUUUGGGUCAGGGCCAGCACUGAGUCUUAUGGUCGGGACGUCCUCUGGUCGUGUGUAUGAUGUCCAAGUGACCCAGCUAGUGGAGUUAAGCACCACUCUACCUGGUCAUGUAGCAUGUGACAAACUGUUGUCAGUGUCAGUGAAGGGAAGUAAGAAUGUCUAUGCACUUUGCAGUGAAACAGAUCCAAGUACAGGAUCUACUUUCUCAAGGAUGUUCUCUUUGUCUGUUAAGCAGUAUGUUGAUACUGCUAGUUGUAAGGAGCUCCCAGGAAUACCUCAUACUUUGAAACAGUACGAGGUAUCAGUCAUGAACCAGAAGAUUUGGGUGUUAGGUGAAAGUGUUGAUCCAAGACAAGACUACAAGACCCUGCAAUGUUUUGAUGUUAGUUUCUCUACCUGGUCUGAAACUGUUAUCCCUCUCACGUUUCUCCCCAAGACACCAUAUAUUGCAUGCUUCCCUGUACCAGGUAGCGUGUAUAAUUCAGUACUUGCAUCACUGUGCUUUCUUGUUGGAAGGCAAAAGCUGCAGUUCUCUGAAAGGCUGGCCAAAUGGGCGAAAUGCCGCAGCUUUCAGCUGCCCGGCGACUCUGACACAGUCGAUGACUAUUUUAUGGUGCACGCAAAUGGCUGUCAUCUUCUGUCAAAGGUACCGGUGAAUGGAAAGUGUCAAUUUCGCUGCCAGAAGACUUUCAGAGCAGGACGGGGCUGGGACCUCAGGCCUUCCCUUCCGUGGGACAGCUGCACAUUGUUGUUUGGCACCUAGUCAGUCGCCAUGCUCAAACAAAUAGCCUUCCACGAGCACUGUCGGAUAUGGUUGGUUCUGAGCACUGAUUCGCGAUUUUCAACAUUAUGGGCCAAGCGCAGACAUAAGCUUCUUGGCAUAAGACGCUGUUUCAGAGAACCUGGCACACAAUGUUGAAAAUUGCAAGUAUGCUAAUCUCUAAGCAGAUUUUACGGUGCCAUAAGAUAGUAUCAAAGCUGGCAAGGGAGUAUGGCCGACCAAAGGGAAUCAGACGGGCAACGUACUCCAUAGCAUACAAACUCCUAGCCUGGCUUCACUCUUCUGACAGCUUUUGAUAUUAUUGUCUUAUGCUACCAUAGGAUCUGCUUGGAGAUUAUAAGUCAGCCCCUUCCCCCAACAAUAACCACAAGUACUCGUGCUGCAAAGGAGGCUACGCUCAAACAUGUCUGCUGUUCCCCAGUUUGACUUCAUAAUGUUAAGUGCCAGAAAUUAUUUUCCUACACAUCAUGAGGUAGCAUCCGUACCCUUUUUGUGGUCUUUGAAUACAUCAGGUCAUGAGUGCCAAAAAUAACACAAUUGUUAUCUCAGGGAAUGGUGGCCAAUAGUGUAACAUUAAAUUAUAUGAUUUUAGUGUAAGAUACUAAUAGUGUUGCAAUACAGAUUUUUAUACAUAAAGAAAAUCUCCAUUGUGGAAGACUAGCUAUUAAUUCUGGUACAUUCUGUAAUAUACAAUCCUGUUCCUCAUUGUCAAACAAGCCUUCUAAUGUCUACUUUGUGAUGAUUGUGCACUCAUAAUGACUUUGACUUUGAAGUUUACGUCUUAGUGGUGGUAACAGAAGAGUGAUGCAAGUUUUGUGGAAAAAAAAUUAUAGAACUGUUUCAGUUUUGAUAGCUUUUUGUUUAAGUCUUGACCAAUUUGUUACGUACUAUCUUUUACGCUGUGUUUUAGGCAAUGUUACAAGCUGUGACAUGAUUUAUUUCAGUAUUGAUAGCUUUGUGUGUAAGUAAAUAUGAUCAAUAUUUGUAAUGUACAAACUCUUAGGCUGAAUUUUAGGCAAUAGUACAAGCUAUAACAUUAUUCAUUUCUUUAGUGAUAGCUUAUUUGUUUAAGUCUUACCCAAUAUUUGUUAUGUACCUUUAAGGCUGUGUUUUGCGCAAUGUUACAAGAUAUAAAGUUAUUACAACGUUUUUUUAGCCUUGCAUGCCUAAUACUUUAUGUACCAACUAUUUAGCUGUGUUUUAGGCAAUGUUACAAGCUGUUACAUUAUUUCAGUAUUGAUAGCUUUAUGUUUAAGUCUUUGCCAAUAUUUGCUAUGUACAAACUUUUAGGCUAUGUACAAACUUUACGCUGUGUUUUCGGCAAUAUUACGUCAAGCUGUACAGUUAUUUCAGCAUUAAUAGCUUUAUGUUUAAGUCUUGACCAAUAUUUGUCAUGUUUCAGCUAUAAGUACAAGUAGUAUAUAUAGUGCUCUCAAAUGUAGUGUGCUACUAAUGUU
This is a messenger RNA of Branchiostoma floridae (Florida lancelet), 3719 nucleotides long. Its product is annotated as kelch-like protein 29. The record is from RefSeq and is a predicted model, not a curated record. The transcript has 5 exons. Lineage: Eukaryota; Metazoa; Chordata; Leptocardii; Amphioxiformes; Branchiostomatidae. Bases 310 to 2244 code for a protein of 644 amino acids. Gene Ontology annotation, molecular function: protein binding.